CGCAGCAGGAGACGGCAGCGGCGCAUCAGGAGGCGGCAGCUCAGCAGAAGAAGCAGCAGGCGCAGCAGGCGGCGCUGCAGGAGGCGGCAGCUCAGCAGAAGAAGCAGCGGGCGCAGCAGGCGGCGCGGCAGGCGGCGCAGCAGGUGGCGGCAGCUCAGCCCAAGAAGAGGCAGGCGGCGCGGCAGGCGGCGCAGCAGGAGGCGGCCCCAAGGGAGGACCCAGAGGCGGAGACCGUGGGCUACGAGGCGGACGCCGAGACGGUGCCAGCACCAGACAUAAGCGGCACCUGGCCUACUGGAAGUAAAAUGGUGGAGGCAGCUCUCGGCACGCGUGGGGAGCUCGGGAACCAGCCUUUGCAGACGCCACCGAAGACCAAGAAGGCAACGCUGGACGAGGUGGACGCACUCAAGGCGAACUUCAUCGGCAAGCUGAGCGCGCCAGAUGUCACCUUCGGCGAGCGCGACGAGUUCGACCUGUCCCAGAAGGUGUACGAGAUCUUCACUGGCCCUGUGUUCGAGCGCCUUCUCGAGCUCAAGGGCACGCCGCGCGAGAAGCACGUUGAGACGCUCAAGCCCCACGAGAGAAAGGAGUUCGAGUUCUGGUCGACGCUUGCUUCCCAGGGAUUCUGGAUCAGUACUGACGGGAAGAAGGAGGCCGCCCAGGCGGGGAGGUGGCAGCGUGCGAUUGCUGCGGACUCCAAGCUGAAAGCCGACUACGCGCAGGUUUCGGGGGACGUGGCGAAGGCCGAGUUUCGGAGAAAGUGGGCGAUUGAGCAGCACGACAAGAAGGUGAAGAAGUUCACCAAGACGACGGAGGAUCGGAGGACCCACUGGAAGGACAGCCAGUACUUGAGCAUCGGGCGGAUCGCCCAUCUCGAGGGCAACGGCAGGGCUGGCUGGCUGGCG
This is a messenger RNA of Prorocentrum cordatum, 905 nucleotides long. Lineage: Eukaryota; Dinophyceae; Prorocentrales; Prorocentraceae. The record is from the annotation of a GenBank genome assembly.